AUGGCGCAGCGCGCCGGAUACGAGAGCUCCAGCGACAUUGGCGUCUUCGCGAAGCUGACCAACGCCUACUGCCUCACCGCCAUCGGCGGCAGCCAGAACUUCUACUCUGUCUUUGAGCAGGAGCUCGCGGAGCACAUUCCGGUGGUGCAAACCUCCAUCGCUGGGACGCGCAUCGUCGGCCGUGUCGUCGUGGGCAACAAGAACGGGCUGGUCGUUCCGAGCACCACGACGGACCAGGAGCUGCUCCAUCUCCGCAACUCGCUGCCCGAGGGGGUCCUGAUCCAGCGCGUGGAGGAGCGGCUGUCGGCGCUGGGCAACGUUGUCGCGUGCAACGACCACUGCGCGCUCAUCCACACAGAGCUCGACCGCGAGACGGAGGAGAUCAUCGCGGACGUGCUGGGCGUGGAGGUCUUCCGGCAAACUGUCGCCGGCAACGCGCUGGUCGGGUCGUAUGCGUGCAUGUCCAACAACGGCUGCCUUGUCCACCCAAAGACACCCGUCGAGGACCAGGACGAGUUGUCCGCGCUGCUGCAGCUGCCCGUGGUCGCCGGGACCUUGAACCGCGGCUCGGACGUGAUUGGCGCCGGCAUGGUCGUCAACGACUGGUGCGCGUUUUGCGGCCUCGACACGACCGCCACCGAGAUGCAGGUCGUCGAGUCCAUCUUCAAGCUGCAAGAGGCGCAGCCGGCGGCCGUGGCCACCGACAUGCGCAACGCGCUGCUCGACCAGCUCGCGUGA
Molecule: messenger RNA, 738 nt
Organism: Emiliania huxleyi CCMP1516
Lineage: Eukaryota; Haptophyta; Isochrysidales; Noelaerhabdaceae
Exons: 2
Coding region: 1-738 (245 amino acids)
Biological process (GO): maturation of 5.8S rRNA; cytosolic ribosome assembly; assembly of large subunit precursor of preribosome
Cellular component (GO): nucleolus; cytosol; preribosome, large subunit precursor
Molecular function (GO): ribosomal large subunit binding
Source: RefSeq, a predicted model, not a curated record